GCAUUUGGCAAUGGAGGUAUCGAGCAGCGAUUCCAUGUCAGCUCUCGCCUCCAAAAUAUGCAAUCAAAUCAACUCCGUUUUCACCAAACCCACAUCCACCCCAUCUCCAUUGGAUGUCAUGGUUAAAGAAAUAGCUGCCGUCGCCGGCCGCCGUGGAAAAGUCUUCGUCUACGGAGUAGGCAGAGAAGGUCUGAUGAUGAAAGCCCUAUGUAUGAGGCUCGCACAUUUAGGUCUUUCCACCCACUGCGUCGGUGACAUGACCACGCCACCGAUCUCCUCCUCUGACCUCCUUAUCGCGUCGGCAGGUCCUGGUGGUUUCUCCACCGUUGAUGCCAUUUGUGGUGUCGCGAAAUCGAACGGCGGUCGCGUGUUACUUCUCACCGCACAGCCGGAGUCAGGAUCGUCUGUUAAGUAUGCAAGCGUGGUGGCGCAUGUCCCAGCUCAGACGAUGGCGGAUGACGGUGGCGAGGUGGAAGGAACAACACCAUUGCUUCCGAUGGGGAGUAUAUAUGAAGGGUCAAUGUUUGUGUUGUUUGAGAUGGUGGUUUUCAAAUUGGGUUCGGUUUUGGGUGAAAAUCCCGAUGAAAUCCGUUCUCGCCACACCAAUUUAGAGUAAGAAGCAAUAAUUCUUGUGGUCUAUUUCCCAUGAAUUUGUGUUUAGGGUUUGUAGAAUCGUUUUCUUGCAGGUGUUGGUGGAAAAGAAGAUGUGAAUCUAUAAUUCUUAGUUAAUUAUUCUGCUGAUAAUAAAACGAUCAUUUUUUGUAGAA
Molecule: messenger RNA, 767 nt
Organism: Cynara cardunculus var. scolymus (artichoke)
Lineage: Eukaryota; Viridiplantae; Streptophyta; Magnoliopsida; Asterales; Asteraceae
Product: 3-hexulose-6-phosphate isomerase
Exons: 1
Coding region: 11-616 (201 amino acids)
Biological process (GO): carbohydrate derivative metabolic process
Molecular function (GO): carbohydrate derivative binding; isomerase activity
Source: RefSeq, a predicted model, not a curated record